Labeo rohita (rohu) is the source of this 8755-nucleotide messenger RNA. RefSeq names its product glutamate receptor, ionotropic, N-methyl D-aspartate 2D, a (gene grin2da). The transcript is spliced from 13 exons. Gene Ontology annotation, cellular component: postsynaptic density membrane; postsynaptic membrane; NMDA selective glutamate receptor complex. Gene Ontology annotation, biological process: excitatory postsynaptic potential; monoatomic ion transport; synaptic transmission, glutamatergic. Bases 42 to 5498 code for a protein of 1818 amino acids. Lineage: Eukaryota; Metazoa; Chordata; Actinopteri; Cypriniformes; Cyprinidae. Gene Ontology annotation, molecular function: transmitter-gated monoatomic ion channel activity involved in regulation of postsynaptic membrane potential; NMDA glutamate receptor activity. The record is from RefSeq and is a predicted model, not a curated record.
UUCUGAGUCGGGCCUGGUCGGGACAGGUGGGUGAGAGCGUCAUGACGCCGUGGGGACCCGCGAACGUGAUCUGGUUGGCCGUCAACGAGAGCAGUCCUGGGAGCCUCUUGCUACAAUUGUGCGAGUUACUGGCUACCACUCCGCUACAAGGCCUUGUGUUUGAGGAAGAGAAGCCACCACCGCCCAAUCGGGCACCGUUAGCACCUAUGCUGGAAUUUGUCUCGGCCCAGACGGGAGUGCCUGUGAUUGCUGUAGGAGGAGGGGCUGGCUUGGGGAGGGAGCCACAGGAGAGCGGCUCCGUCUACUUGCAGUUCUCGUGCUCCACUGGCCUGCAGCUGGAGGUCAUUUUUGAAGUUCUGGAGGAGUUUGAUUGGACGGCUUUUUCUGUGGUUACCACACGCCACCACGGCUAUGAGGACUUCCUGGCCAUGGUAGAGGGCAUGAUAGAUGGCUCCUUCAUCGGCUGGGAGAGAAAGAGCGUGGUGAUGCUCAACCUGACUGAUGACCCGGGAGGGGCUCGCACACGCAGGCUGCUAAAGGAGAAUGAAGCACAGGUGCGACUGCUAUAUUGCUCACAGGAAGAGGCGGAGCACAUUUUUAGGGCUGCAUGGGCAUCAGGGCAGGCUACUCCCUCACAUAUGUGGUUUGCGGUGGGCCCAGGUCUGUCUGGACUCGGUCUUGAGGGUUUACCCAAGGCUCUGUUCGCUGUGCGACCACAGGGAUGGAGGGACGAGCCACGGCGGCGAAUUGCAAAGGGUGUGUCGGUACUGACACACGGUGCUAUGGCUUUACGUAGGGAGUACGCUGGGGCCCGAGGGACAAGCUUCGCUGGGAACUGCGUGAUGGAUGGAAAUCAAACACAGAGGGUACCAGACAGAAUCAGGUUCUUCAGUAACAUAACUCUAUCCGGACGGGACUAUUCCUUUAAUAAUGACGGUUAUCUGGCAAAUCCACUCCUGGAUGUUAUCUCCUACACUGCAGGAAGAGGCUGGGAGGAGGUAGGUUGGUGGGAAAAUGGAGUGCUGCGCCUGCGUUACCCGCCCUGGUCCCGUUAUGGCCCGUUUCUCAAACCUCUGGAUGACUCCCAGCACUUGCGUGUGGUUACUCUGGAGGAGAGGCCAUUCGUCAUCGUAGAGCCUGCUGAUCCUGGAACGGGCUCCUGCAUCAGAGACUCUGUGCCGUGCCGUCUGCCGCUCAACAACAGCAUGGUUGUUGAGGGCAUUCAAUCCAUGAAGCACUGCUGCAAAGGCUUCUGUAUUGAUGUUCUCAAGCGCCUGGCUAAAAUAGUGGGCUUCACCUAUGACCUCUAUCUGGUGACCAAUGGCAGGCAUGGAAAGAACAUAGAUGGAGAGUGGAAUGGAAUGGUCGGGGAGGUGGUGUCCAAGCGGGCCGACAUGGCGAUCGGCUCCCUGACUAUUAAUGAAGAGAGGUCGGAGGUUGUGGAGUUCUCUGUUCCGUUUGUGGAGACUGGCAUCAGUGUCAUGGUCUCUCGUAGCAAUGGCACGGUGUCACCAUCUGCUUUCCUUGAGCCAUACAGCCCAGCUGUGUGGGUGAUGAUGUUCGUCAUGUGCCUGUCUGUGGUAGCUGUGACCGUCUUCAUAUUCGAGUUCUUCAGCCCUGUCGGAUAUAACCGAAGCUUACAGAGUGGGAAGAAGGCAGGAGGUUCAAAGUUCACCAUAGGGAAGUCUAUCUGGCUGCUCUGGGCUCUGGUGUUUAAUAACUCUGUUCCGGUGGAAAACCCACGAGGCACCACCAGUAAGAUAAUGGUGUUGGUCUGGGCUUUCUUUGCUGUCAUCUUCCUGGCCAGCUACACUGCUAACCUGGCUGCUUUCAUGAUUCAAGAAGAGUACAUCGAUACGGUGUCUGGCCUCAGUGACAAGAAGUUUCAGCAGCCUACAGAGCAGUAUCCUCCCUUACGCUUCGGCACCGUCCCAAACGGGAGUACUGAGGAAAAUAUACGGAGCAAUUACCCCAACAUGCAUCAGUACAUGGUGCGGAACAAUCAGAGAGGAGUGGAAGAGGCCAUCGACAACCUUAAAACCGGGAAACUGGAUGCAUUCAUAUAUGAUGCGGCUGUCCUGAACUACAUGGCUCGUAAGGACGAGGGUUGCAAAGUAAUGACCAUCGGCUCUGGCAAAGUAUUCGCAACAACAGGAUAUGGCAUUGCCUUACACAAAAACUCCCGCUGGAAGCGGCCACUAGACCUUGCCCUCCUGCAGUUAGUUGGAGACGAUGAGAUUGACAUGCUUGAACGACUCUGGCUGUCUGGGAUCUGCCAUAAUGAUAAGAUUGAGGUGAUGAGUUCCAAACUGGACAUAGACAAUAUGGCAGGAGUCUUUUAUAUGCUUCUAGUUGCGAUGGGCCUAAGUCUGCUGGUGUUCGCAUGGGAGCAUCUUGUCUAUUGGAAGCUCCGCCACUGUUUGGGCCGCUCUGGAGGAUUGGACUUCCUACUGGCUUUUAGUCGGGGAAUGUACAGCUGCUGCAAUUUUGAGGAUGAAACAGCUCCUGGAGGUUCCCAAAGCACACUUCCUCAGUAUCAUCAUGUCUCCACAGUUCCUCCUCCUCCUCCGCCUCAUGUUAUCUCUACAGCCAUGCCCAAUCCCCCCAUCGCUAUGGCACAACAACAACAACAGCAGCAGCAACAACAAAAGCAACACCACCAGCAGCCACCACCGGUAUACAGUGCUCUUCUGCCUGGCUCUCCUCCUUCAGGUGGACAUUCCGGAAUGGCUCUAGGGCCAUCAAACAGUCCCAUUCUUGGAGCACCCAUGCCUUGCUCUACAUUCCUACCACGGCAUGAUCGUCGAUUAGCUGUAGUGGAUCGGUGGACACGUCCAAAGGUGGGCCCUGAGAAGCCUGGCGGUGUAAGCAGUGGGAUAACAGACUUAUCUCAAUUCCAAGGCAUGCCCCCACACUGGGGUCCAGGAAUAAGUGGAGGAGAGGGGGGUCUGGAUGAGUACAAGAGAUACUACGGCCCAAUUGAUCCAGAAGGCUUAGGGGUCUCUGCUGAACCUCAAAACGUAGGCACCCAAACUCCAAAAGCUAAGCAUCGAGGGACAAAAUCCACUGGAAACCCGCGGUUACCUCCUAAAGGUCAAGCCUCUGGACACUUACCAAUUAACCCUGCUUUGCAACAUCCCUCUCCACCUCAGCAAUCUAUGUGGAGGAGAAGCAGCUUCUCAAAAAGGAAGGGCUCAGGGGGACCACUCUACGAAAACAUCCUUCCACUCGGAAGGAGAGGUGGUGGCAGAUAUGGAAUGAGAGAUGGCGGUGGGAGAAGAGGACGUCGUCCUCCUCCCCUUCCUCUGCCUAUACCUGUGCCCCUCUCUUCCCCAACACAGACUCCGCCUUCACCUUCUCCAUCCAUAUGCUACACAUCCACUUCCUCCAGCAGCUCCAGCACCUCCAGUUCAUCCUCUUCUUCAGAAUCAGUCUCCCGAUCCAAUUCUCCUUCUUCUUCAUCCUCGUACACAUCAUCACAGAGCUUUAGAUAUCGUGCAGAUGUACGAGAUGUGUACGAGGAAUAUGACACAGAUGAGCUAACGGAGGAGUCAAGCUUGCUUUUAGGGAGGAGAAAAAGUCGUUCACGUAUGUCCUCUCGAUCCCUGCCCAGCAGUCCUCCGCCACCACCUAUACCACCCCGCAAACCUUGCGGACAGAGGGCGCAGGUGAGAGACAGAGCAGGCAGCCAGAUUGCACAACUUCAAGAGUGGUGGGCCUCUUGGGGAGAGAAAGAAAAGGGUAGAAGAGCAGCAGGAGAUAGAGAUGUUAAGGAGGAGAAGCGACAUCAUAAAGAAAGGGAAAGAGAGAGAAAGAGGAGAAAGAAGGGUAGAAAGAAAAAAAAGAGAGAAGAACGUGAAAGAGAGAGGGAGCGUAAAAGACGUAAGGUGAAAAAGAAAAAGAAAAAAGAGGAGAAAUCGAGAAGAAGGGAGAGGGAAAAACGAUCUGAACAAGAGGAGGUAGAUAUGGACAGGAAAGAUGUUUUUGAAAAAGGAAUAGUACAGGAAUACUCUUCCUAUCCUGCACUGAGGCGAAGCUCUUUCCGGAAAAAGAGUGAAAGCUCUACUAGGAGUUAUGAGUGGGAUAUUAUCAGAGAUGGAGUUAAGAGAGAUAGGGAUGAUCAAGGUGGAGAAGAUGAAGAAGGCAGUAGAGGAAAAGAAAGGCAUCAGAGAAGCCCAAAAUCGCAACGCCAGUCCAGGCCAAGGUCCAACAACAAGCAUUUUUCUAGCUCAAACAAGCCUCCUUCAACCGUCAAAUUUUGGAGUAGCGGGAACCCAACUUCCGAUUCGCCAUCGUCUUUUGUACCCUUGCUUCCCAUAUCUAAAAGACGAAAGUCAGUAGGAACUGAGAGAGAUGAGCGAGGAAGAGGUGGAGAGAGUCGACCCCUUUUGGGAAAAAACAAGAGAGUCAAGCCUUGCUCGAGAGAAGGCCUGUCAUUUCACGAAUGGGAUUCCGAGGAAGAAGAAGACGAGGAGUCUGAAGUGGAAAGAAGUAGGCCAGAAGAACAGGGGCGACGGCGAGAAAGCAGAGGAAUGGACUCUGAAUCCGAAAGGGACAGAGAAAAAACUGUUGAGAUAUACACAGACGAUGAAGGUUCCUCAGGAGAGUUUGGUAAGUUUGAAAGAUAUUGGGAGGGUCACGAAGGAAGGGCAGUUGGAGGCAUUGGAGGAGGAGGAUGGUUUUUUGGCACCUACCCUGCCAGAGAAAGGGGAGGAAGUAUAAACAGUAGAGAUGACUCCUUUUUGGGGUGGGGUGGUGGAGAAGGUAGCUUCGGUUUUGGAGCAGGAGCAGGGUGGGGAUCAGGAGGCUUAGGAUCAAACCAGUGGCCUCCAACUCCAUUGACUCCCCCACCUCCUCGAAGAUACUGGUCUGUUGAUAAAUUACCAGUGAAGACUGAAAAGAAAUCUAAAAGCAGGUCUCAAGAGAAGAGCCGAGCCCACACGUCCUGUUCCUGCCAGUCGCCCCAUCACUCUGCCAGCACUCACUCCAAAUGGAAUCGGGUGACUUCUAGGAGUCAGGAGGAGCUACUCCCACACUGCCACAGUUUCAGCAGCAGCGUGAGACCCAAACGGCAAUCAUCUAAACCAGAUCGGGCUCAGAGCCAGGCGAAAUCUGGGAGCCAAUCCAACCUCAGUGCACAAAGACCACAGCGCUCAGACCGGUCCCGACAACAGCCAUCCCCUCCUCAGAGUCUACCGCCAUCUUUACCCCCUCCAAUGGUCCCUGCACUCCCAGCCCCACCCUCUUCCUCUCACCAUAUACAUGUACCCCCACCUACCUCCUCUUCAUCAGUUUCCUCCCCUUCGGUUGUCUCAUCUACACCUGGUGCCCCACAGCCCUCCUCUUUAUCCUCCUCUAGUGCUAAGCUCCAGUACCAGAAACUACGAUCGGUUCCCCAACCCCAAAGGUAUCAGUCCCCACAUCUUCCCCUCAAAACCAAGAGCCUCUGCUCUCGUCGAGGCUCUGCCCACUUCUCCAGUGUGGAAAGUGAGGUCUGAGGAACAUAAAUAAAUGAGGAACAUCAGCAAGUAGCCCCUAGGGGCGAUCAAAUCACCUGCUCAUGCCACAAACUGUUAACUGUUCAUAGCAGUCGAGUUGGGUUGUUUUCGCUGGCACCCAUCUCUUGCACAAAGCUCUAAUGCUCAGAGACAAACCUGGAUUGGGAUGUCACAUAAAUUGUAGCCCUUUCUCUUUACUUGUGUAAGAAUGGAAUACUGCCAUGCUGACAAAUCUUGUCGAUGUUAGCAAGGCUGUUUGUAUGGGAUUGGCUUUGCUUUUCUUACUUCUUGAGGGCUUGAAGGUGGAGCAUCAAUAAUGUGGGUAAAUGUGAUUUUUCUUGGAGUGUUUUGCUGCUCGAUGGCUCAGGAACGAUUUUUUGAAGGGAGAUUCUAAGGUCAAAUACAAAGCCCUAACACCCCACACCCAUCGUUUUUUUUUUUUUUUUCUUUUGCUCUCAGAGCUCUGAAUCAUGAUGUGAUUGUUGUGUAUAUUUGUUCAAAAUAUCUCAAGGGAAGCAUUCACAAAGGAAAGUAGCAAACCAUUUUCCUCUUCUCAGAGCAUUUUUCUUGACCUCCACCUUCUGCAAACUGACAUCUACCAUUCUGUGUGUUGUUGUCAGUGUUUGUAUUCCUAGCAACAGGGUAAGUUAGCCAUGACUGAUCACAUAUUGGCUUACUGAAGCUGAAUGCCAAACUAAAGUGGAGCUGAUGUACAGUCCUGUUCCGUUGAAACCAUUUCACAGGUCCUCAUGUUUCAUUCUUGUCCCUUGAGCAAUACAUAAUUAACUAUGAACAGCGUUCAAUACAUAUAUUUUAUAUUUAAAAGUUAUUUUAUUAUAUAUAAUAUAUAUGUUUUGUGAUCUGGUUCCAAACAGUCGUGUUGAGUUAUUAAAAGAAUAUAAGCACUGUGCUGUAUUACCGUAGGGCACAUGCAAUGUUUCAACUACCUAUAAUCGGUGGCAGCCCUUCCCCUUCUCGAUUGAAUGUACAUGUUGCCAUGACAACACAGUGUGCUGCAACCAAGACACUUUUAAGAUCGUAGCUUUCUCGAGGGAGACCUUCUCGUCGGAGCCAGUUAGGGUAGCUUUGAACGCUGAUGUUGAGAGUGCCAGGAUGACAGGGCUAGCCAUACUGCAGCACUGUACUCGCCAACCGAGAUGCCAGUGAGUGAUGAAAGACGUGUCAUCAUUCGGAGAGCGAUAAGUGAAGGAGAGCACUGUUUACAGUUUAACACUGUGUUUUUACACCUUUUUUUACAAGCUGCUCUGCUCUGCCAUUUAUUAGCUUCGGAAACAAUAUUCAUACUUGCUUGGCAAGUUUGCUUAAGCUGUGCAAGUAGCAGCAAGUCUAAACUGGUCAUAUGAGCAAAAUAGAGUUGCAGUUUUAUGCUUUUACUAGACAUAUCUGUUAAGUUUAAAAAAAAAAAAAAAAAAAAAAAAAACAAAGAAGAAAAAAAGCCAGAUCAAGUUUUAAGUUAACUGUGAGGAAAAGACUGAUUAGAAAACCAGUCAGGUAGAUCUUUUGUUUAAUUUAGCUUUUACCAUUAGCCAAAUGCUAGCAUCUUUAAAGUGAUUGCUAUAAUUGACUGUGAAUAUUGCUAAGGGCAAUGCGUGUUGGCAGCAGGUCUGAGUCAACUAUGUUUUAAUUUUAUUUAUUUUGUUUAUACUGUAUUUAAAAUGUUUGUCAGCAUUGUCUUUCUGAGUUUCUUUGGUUUCAUAUUAAUGAAUUGUGUAAUCAUGUUGUCUUGACAAAGCCAGCAUACUAUAGCUGCAAAGAUUUUAUUUUGGAUUUUUCAAAAUCCCAACACCUUUCUGAACUAAUCGAGGAUGUUCAUGCCAGGGUCAGAAAUUAACGUUUCCAUUAAGGGGCAAUAUUUGCCCACUGGAACUGAUUUCCUGGGGCAUUUGUAACAUUUGUGAGCGCAAUUUUUAUAGUCACCUUAUUAUGUUGUCUUUAACUUCAAAUACUUAAAUUUACCUGAAUACUUUAAACAAUAUUUUAAAAUGUUGUCAACAAAAACAGUCAGCGUUUUCAGUGCUGACUAAUCUACGGCCUCUGGUUGGCGCGUUUUCAGCUCUGUCUAAUCUAAGCACUUUUAAAUGGCGUGUUUUCAGCGCUGACUAAUCUAAGCUUGUCUGAUUGGCUGUUUUUCUGCACUGACUAAUCUAAGCGCCUCUAAUUGGCCAACGCAUUCCUAAAUUCAACAGAAACACACUUACCAACAGCUCCAGCGUUUUCUAACUAAUCUAAGCACCUCUGAUUGGCCAACGCAUUGGCUCAACGUUGCACAAAACACCAUGUAAAAGCAAUAUGGUGCAGUGUGAGCAGAUCUAAAUGUAAUUCCACGAAUUGACACUGUUCAUUAAUUUUCACAUUGUAUUUUAAUCGCAGCAUCCGUAAUACGUUGUUUAAUAGUGCAGGGGCAUUUUUUGCCCAUUUGUCUUGAAUUUAUGGGGCAUUUUUGUUCACUUUAGUGCCAUUUUUGCCACAAGCCCUUGUUAAUUUCCAACCCUGGUUCAUGCUAUGUUUUAUGUUUUUUAGAUUAAUCAGGUUAAUCACAUAGAAUAUUUAUAAAAAUUGACCAAAAUUAAAUAAGUCAGUCCUGUAUGCCUUUGUAUAGUUCUUUAAGUAUUCAAACUGAAGGCUUUUUAAAUUUUCAGGCAGGGCUUUGUCAAGCCAGCAGCAAAGUUUGGCAAUUUCAAUUUGUUUUGAAGCACUGUAUGUUGUUAUUUACAUAUGUAUGAAUUUAUUUAAGUGCAUAUUUGACACAGAACCACGCACAGUCCAACAGGCUAAUUGUUUUUUGUGCGUGCUUGUAACUGCAUCUGAGCCAUAUUAAGCUUAUUUGUUGUAUGCUGAGCUUUUUACAAGUGGUACUAAUUAAUUGGGGUAUAUUUUGUUGUCAGUGGGCUAAACCGUAAUGUCAAGAGACUUUGGAGUACUAGAAACAUAAUGGGUUAUGAUUAUUUUAAUUUUUUUAAACACCAACUUCUGUUUGGUGAAAUCGGGAGGGCAGUAACACAAAUCUUGUCAACUCUGACCAGAAUCAUAACACUCUGCCUCACUGUCACAGAUUUUCGGAGUAAUUCUGAGUAGUUUGACAUUAACAUUUAGAAUAUUUGGCAGCUUACGUAUGUAUAUCCUUUUGACUCCAACUUUGUUGUGUAAUACGUGUCUGGAUUACUUUAUAUAUAGAUGUACCUCAUAUCUGUGUUUGUGACGUUUAGAUAGCAAUAGAGAAAUAGCUGUUCAGCAAA